AGUUGAGUUUCAGCACCCUGGACAGCCCCUCCCACUGCAGCCUGUUGACCAACCAGGAGAUUUGCCCCAUCCCCAGUCACUGCGUCUGGGCGGACAAGAACGGACAACAUAUCCUGGGCUUGAUUGAGGAUUACAACUGUCUCCGGAAGCAGAUCACCGAAGGGCGGAAGCGGCUGUCUAAGCUGGAGCUUCCUCUGAGAGAGGAAGGAGACCCGGAAUUGGCGGUGACAGUUCCUCUGAGUUUGUCUGCCACCUUCAAGGCGGUCCAGGAGAACUUGGAAGAAGCUGGCCGCCUCUUGACCCUCCUCUGGAGGGUUUCCUUGCCAAUGAAGGUGGUCCAUGCUGCUGCUUACUCACUUCAGGAUGAAGAUCUGAAGUCCGAGGUCUACAAGCUCCGUCGGAAAGUGGCUGAACAGGAGAAGAAGUUGUUCAGCAUGGCCAGGCGCUUGUAUUCCACCAACCAACUCAAAGAGAACAUGGAGAGGGUCAUCAUGGAGCAGUCAUCCAAUAUAAAAAUUGGAGUCCGAGGCAAACACUUCCUCAAAGUUCCAAUUGAUUAA
This is a messenger RNA of Thamnophis sirtalis, 560 nucleotides long. The record is from RefSeq and is a predicted model, not a curated record. Lineage: Eukaryota; Metazoa; Chordata; Lepidosauria; Squamata; Natricidae.